UUCAACUGCCUCCAGACACUCACACAGGACCUUCACUGGUUCCAAUUUAAAAGAGAGGAAGAGCUGGGUAUCAUCCACAUACUGGGGAACACGCAGCCCAAACCCGCUGAUGAUCUCUCCCAGUGACUUUGUAUAAAUAUUAAAAAGCAUGGGGGAGAGGACAGAGCCCUGAGGAACCCCACAAGUGAGAGCCCAGGGGUCUGAACACUCAUCCCCAACACCACUUUCUGGACAUGGCCCAGGAGGAAGGAGGGGAACCACUGCACAGCAGUGCCGUCAGCUCCCCUAGAGGUUCCAGAAGGAUACCAUGGUCAAGGGUCUCCAAAGCUGCUGAGAGAACCAGCAGAACCAGGAAAGAGCUUUCCCCUUGGUCUCUAGCCCAUCGGAGAUCAUCAAGCAGGGCAACCAGGGUAGUUUCUGUCGUAUGAUGAGGCCUGAAUCGCAAUUGGAAGGAUAAUGGUGGCAGAAGCUUUCCUGGUCCUGCCCCUCCAAAAGCUCCAGGCCCAAGACUUUCAUUAGCUUCAAGGGGCCAUCGGAGUUGCUGGAAGAAGUUGUCCAGGACACCAUCCAACCAUCUUAGAGAGUCCACUCUGGAUUUGUGUAGGUUUUCCUCCGUAGCAUUUUCUUCUCCUGAAGAUAACUCAAGAGGAAGUGAGGGAACCAUGGCCCAAUGGGAAAAUUUAUGGAAGAUCAAUUGGAAAUUCACAAACUGUUACACAAUUAGAGAGAAGUUUCAAAAAAUGCAACAUCGAUGGUAUCUAACACCAUGGAAACUUUCAAAAAUGUAUAAAAAUGUGUCAAGUAAUUGUUGGAGAUGCGGAGACUCAGGAACAUUCUUUUUUUUUUUUUGCUGAUAAAUUUUUAUUGAUAUUAUACAUAUGUACAAAUAAACUUAUACAAAAUCCAAUACUUAAAUUGCACAAAAUAUAUUCAUUCCAUAAGUCGUAAAUACAUUCAUUUUAGGCUCUGCCGAGCCUUGGACCUCCUUCUACUCCUUUGAGCCUGCCAUCACCCGCAGCAGAAUUCCCCAACCCACCAAGAAUUUGAGACCCAGCAGCUAUCCUCACCUGGUUUAGCAGGCCGGUUGAAGCCGUUCCUGGGAUUGUGGUCCCUGUUGCAUGCUGACAGCUUCCAGAAGCCAAAGGAUUUCCUUUCCUCCCACUCUGAAGAAGGGGAUGGAGAAGACAGUCAAAACUCCAGGGAAUGGUGCACCUUUCAUUUCAUUAGGAAAAGAAAUUAAAAUGUGGAAUAUUUUCAUUGAAUGAGCACACAUAGUUCACAUCAACGACCUCCAACAGGGGGGGUACCAUUUAAAGUUAUGGAGUGCAGAAAGAGCGUUAGCAAUAAUGGAAAACUUAGAAGACAUCAACAGAAUAGCACAGGGGAGAAACCAUAUAAAUGUAUGGAGUGUGGAAAGAGCUUCAGUCAGAGUGGACACCUCAAUAUACAUCAACGGAUUCACACAGGGGAGAAACCAUAUAAAUGUAUGGAGUGUGGAAAGAGCUUCAGUCAGAGUGGACACCUCAAUAUUCAUCAACGGACUCACACAGAGGAGAAACCAUAUAAAUGUAUGGAGUGUGGAAAAAGCUUUAGUGAUAAUGGAAAACUUAGAAAACAUCAACGGACUCACACAGGGGAGAAACCAUUUAAAUGUAUGGAGUGUGGAAAGAGCUUCAGUCAGAGUGGACACCUCAGUACACAUCAACGGACUCACACAGAGGAGAAACCAUAUAAAUGUAUGAAGUGUGGGAAAAGCUUUAGUGAUAAUGGAAAACUUAGAAAACAUCAACGGACUCACACAGGGGAGAAACCAUUUAAAUGUAUGGAGUGUGGAAAGAGCUUCUGUUUCAAUGCACACCUUAGAACACAUCAACGGAUUCACACAGGGGAAAAACCACAUAAAUGUAUGGAGUGCGGAAAGAGCUUUAGUGAUAAUGGACAACUUACAAAACAUCAACGGACUCACACAGGGGAGAAACCAUAUAAAUGUAUGGAAUGUGGAAAAAGUUUCAGUCUGAGUGGACACCUCAAUAUACAUCAACGGACUCACACAGGGGAGAAACCAUUUAAAUGUAUGGAGUGUGGAAAGAGCUUCAGUCAGAGUGGACACCUCAAUAUACAUAAACAGACUCACACAGGGGAGAAACCAUUUAAAUGUAUGGAGUGUGGAAAGAGCUUUAGUGAUAAUGGACAACUUAGAAAACAUCUACGGACUCACACAGGGGAGAAACCAUUUAAAUGCCUGGAGUGCGGAAAGAGCUUCAGUUUCAAUCCAACCCUUAGAACACAUCAACGGACUCACACAGGGGAGAAACCAUUUAAAUGUAUGGAGUGCGGAAAGAGCUUUAGUGAUAAUGGAAAUCUUAGAAAACAUCAACGGACUCACACAGGGGAGAAACCAUUUAAAUGUAUGGAAUGUGGAAAGAGUUUCAGUCGGAGUGGACACCUCAAUAUACAUAAACAGACACACACAGGAGAGAAACCAUUUAAAUGUAUGCAGUGUGGAAAGAGCUUUAGUGAUAAUGGAAACCUUAGAAGGCAUCAACAGACUCACACAGGGGAGAAACCAUUUUCAUGUAUGGAGUGCGGAAAGUGCUUCAGUGAGAAUGGAAGCCUUAGAACACAUCAACGGACUCACACAGGGGAGAAACCAUUUAAAUGUAUGGUGUGUGGAAAGUGCUUCAGUGAGAAUGGAAGCCUUAGAACACAUCAACGGACUCACACAGGGGAGAAACCAUUUAAAUGUAUGGAGUGUGGAAAGUGCUUCAGUGAGAAUGGAAGCCUUAGAACACAUCAACGGACUCACACUGGGGAGAAACCAUUUAAAUGUAUGGAGUGUGGAAAGUGCUUCACUGAGAAUGGAAGACUUAGAACACAUCAACGGACUCACGCAGGGGAGAAACCAUAUAAAUGUAUGGAGUGUGGCAAGAGCUUCAGUCAGAGUGGACACCUCAAUAUACAUAAACAGACUCACACAGGGGAGAAACCAUUUACAUGUAUGGAGUGCGGAAAGAGCUUUAGUGAUAAUGGAAAACUUAGAAGACAUCAACAGACUCACGCAGGGGAGAAACCAUUUACAUGC
Podarcis muralis (Common wall lizard) is the source of this 3082-nucleotide messenger RNA. Lineage: Eukaryota; Metazoa; Chordata; Lepidosauria; Squamata; Lacertidae. The record is from RefSeq and is a predicted model, not a curated record.